ACAGGCUCGUGGUGGAGUCUUUAGAUUCUACGACAGACAGGAUGACCGAUGGAAGCGACUCGAAGACCUUUCCGUUGUGACAGCCGGAAAGGCUCUGUACGCGAGGAGAACAUCUACGAUCUCCUGUAGAAGCUCCUUCCCGAACCCGAUCUGGUCGGAUGAGUAGGCCCAGAGACCUAGGGUUUGGUUCGGCGGACAUCGAAUGAAGCUGGGCUGGAUCGCGCUCAGAUGAUCUUCCGAUGACCCCCGGGGGUCUGGGCCGGAUUCUCGAAGAACGUUGGUGUCCUGCGCAUGCAUAUGGAAAAUCUGUGGAAUACGUGACUUGCGACGUCAGUGGGGGAGUCUGCGAAACGCUUCCGAAAUCUGCAUUGAAACUCAAAACAGAAGAAUCUUGAUCUCCACAUUCGUUGAAUCACUCGACGUUGAUUCGCUCACGCGCGACGAUUCCUUGUAGAAGAGUGCGCAUCAUGGAUUAUUCUGCUUGCUGGGAAUGGAUUCAGUCCGUCAGUCUCAACGUUUCAUCAAUCAAGUGGCGCCAACCAGCGAGAUUCUUACAGCACACGCUCGUGCGUGACGCACCGAGGUGCUUUCGUCGGGAAUGGAAUCAAAGAUCGCGUGAGAACACCGACUUCGCCAUCAUCUCCGCUACCACCAAGGAAGGUUACCGACGAUGGAGUCAUUGUCACAAACACGUCCUACAGGCCAUGGUCAAAAACAGCUCGAGCCUGGGUCAUGGUUCGAACAUUGAUCUAGACUUUGACAACGAGAUGGUAGAAAACCUCCUAAGGAUUCUUUACACUCGUCAGUACGUUUCCGUAGACUCCGUGACGGAAAAUCAUCACUUGGUUCUACGCUUCUCUGAAGAGCUUCAGGUUGUGCCUGAUAGGUUGAUGGCGAUCAGAAACUAUCUUCGCUCUGAAUUCCACCGAUUCGCGUUCGGAAAAACUUUCCUCCAACUCUCCGAGGAUGAGCUCAAGCACUAUCUCAACCCUGAGAUCAUCCCAUUGCACACAGUUCUCGAUGUGAACACAGUUCUCCGUUCUGUCUUGUCGUGGUCGACGCAGCCGCCGCAUUUUUCAUCAGAGGGAGUCGUUCCCUUUCAUUCGAAUAGGUUCCCCAAUCUCGCGCUUGAGGUGGCGGGGCUCCUGGAGCGAGUCCACGGAGAUCUCAUCGCAUCCAGCGCGAAUCUCGCCGCUUACGAGCAAACAUCAAAUAGCUCCAGCGUUGAAGAUUUCGAACCUUCGCCUCAGGGUUGUGAUCUCUCAGUGGUGUGUUCAGACGACGUCGAGGUGCUCUGCAAUCGAGACACACUGUGUCGAAUCCCUUACUUCGACUCAAUGCUGCGAGGGGGUUUCCGAGAAGCCUUCGAGCCCGAUCAUUUGCGUUUAGAAAUGUCAUCAAACAUAUUUAAUCGGGUUUUGGAGAGCAUCUCAACCGGAGCCUUGAGCGACCUCAGCCCCGAUGGUUUGCUCGAGUUGUACACGAUGUUUGACUAUCUGCAAAGCGAUCGACUUUUGCUCGUUUUCGACAACAGUUUCCGCCGGAACAUCUUCCGCUGGAUCAUCGAUUCUCAAGUCGAGCUGCUUUCGAACAUCUCUCCGAGUCUGAUGCACCGGGUUUUACCGUACAUCAUUCGGGACUUUGUGGAUGUAUUCGGCCUCCGAGGGUACGCCUUUGCGCUGCGCUUCUUCUUGAAUUGGAUUGAGGGUGAUGUCAACCGCAGGGAAAAGACCGUUCCCAUUCUGCUAAACGCUUUGGACAGCCUGGACGCGGCGGAGCAUGCCAAAAAAGUUGUCUACGAGUCCUUCGACGGCCGCGUUCAUGUUUUCGAUGGGAGAACCUGGGCACCCUGCCAUUGGGGUGAUUUCGACUCUUCCAGAGAAGGCAGCUACAACUUCCAGGUCAAACAGUACAAAUCCCGUUACUUGACGCAUAAUUUCCUGCGAAGCAACACUAUCGCCGAAAAGGAAAGCCUCUCAGGCAGGGAAACCGUCAUCGAACGAUACUCGGAAGGCGCCAAUGGUUAUUUCAUUGAGAUGUUCGGCAGAGUCUUCUACAGUGUCAAUCAUCAGCAUUUCGUCUUGACGGAAGACCUGCAGCCUGUGCCAGUUGACCUGCCAGUGGUUGAGGGUCUCGCGCUCGAGCCACGAUGCUUUGACGAAGCGAGUCGACGAAUUUUCUUCGACACGGAGAAGCUCGGCUACUUCGUAGAAGUUGACGAGAAUUUUAGGAUAAUCCAGAAGCUCGAGUGCUCGAGUCUAGGUGUCACCGCCGAUCAUCAGCUGUGCUUUCUCGACGGGCUUGUUCUCGCGUUCAAGCUUGGCCACGAGAGCUUCGUACUCGACGAAGAUCGUAUGAGCUUCAUUCCUAUAGGCUCUCAUGAGGAGCAUUUCGGUACCGAGAGCCCGACGAAAGCCGACUCGAUCUUACCACCGAUUUCCGGAGUCAUCUAUAAGAUCUUCAAAGUCCAAGAAGAAACAUUCCUCAUCGUAACUGAAGAUGUGGAGCUCACGCAAGCGAGGCUCAGAGUGAGCGAAACUGAAUCCGAUCCUAAAGUAGUGGGAUUUUUCCAAUGGUGCUCAACUUCUAAAAGAUGGCGAGAUAUUUCGUCGACGAGCAAAAUACCCAUGACUCAGAUCCACCAGACCGUGAUCAUGAAUCACCCUGGAGUACCCUUGUAUGCGAGGAGACUGUGCAACAUUUAAUCGGAUUCUAUCUUCGAUCGAAUCCUCCAUAUUUGGACGGGUAGGAAAUAUUCUCCUGUUCCGAAAAAGGAUCAU
Molecule: messenger RNA, 2780 nt
Organism: Galendromus occidentalis (western predatory mite)
Lineage: Eukaryota; Metazoa; Arthropoda; Arachnida; Mesostigmata; Phytoseiidae
Exons: 10
Coding region: 468-2705 (745 amino acids)
Molecular function (GO): protein binding
Source: RefSeq, a predicted model, not a curated record